Lindgomyces ingoldianus is the source of this 1311-nucleotide messenger RNA. Its product is annotated as fructosyl-amino acid oxidase. Bases 1 to 1311 code for a protein of 436 amino acids. The transcript has 3 exons. The record is from RefSeq and is a predicted model, not a curated record. Gene Ontology annotation, molecular function: saccharopine oxidase activity; flavin adenine dinucleotide binding; sarcosine oxidase activity. Lineage: Eukaryota; Fungi; Ascomycota; Dothideomycetes; Pleosporales; Lindgomycetaceae.
AUGCCUCUAGCCGUUGAAUCUUCAAUCCUCAUCAUUGGUGCCGGAACUUGGGGCUGCUCAAUAGCUCUGCAGCUAGCCCGCAGAGGACAUACCGGCAUCAAGGUGUUGGAUGGUUGUCCAUUUCCCUCCCCAAUUGCGGCUGGAAACGACAUAAAUAGGAUUGCCGAAGAAGGCAAGUGUCCCAAGUACGAUGCAAACGAACCCGACGACAUGGAUUCCGACGAAGACUACUUCUGGAACAAAAUCCACCAGCUAUCGAUGAAUGCCUGGAAGCACGAUCCACUGUUCAAACCGUUUUACCACCCGACUGGGUUCAUUAUGGCGGCGUGUGGUGAUGAUGCGUAUGAGCAUUGUUUGAAAUACGCUGAAAGCGAACAGGCCAAGUUAGUCCCGCUCAACACGGCCGCAGCUUUCCAUUCCACAAUGCCGCAGGGAGUGUUAACUGGCCCCUUUCCGCAUUGGCGAGGAUUCUGGAAAGACGGCGGAGCAGGUUGGGUCUUUGCGAACGGCGCACUACGAGCCAUGCAUGCGGAAGCGACACGGCUAGGCGUUAAGUUCUUGGCUGGAUCUUCUAAAGGAAAAGUGGAAAGUCUGUUGUACUCUGCCGAUAAUGACGCUGUUUUCGGUGCUCGGACAAGAGACAAGGUAGAGCAUACAGCAUCGCAGACAAUUCUAGCAGCGGGUGCUGACAGCGACCUACUUUUGGACUUCAAGAAGCAGCUCCGCCCAACGGCUUGGACACUUGCACAUCUCCCUCUAUCUGCUAGUGAAGCAGAGAAGUAUCAUAAUCUACCGGUACUGUAUGGCGUUGACAGAGGCUUCUUUAUUGAGCCCGAUGCCGAGAACCAUGACAUAAAAAUCUGCGACGAACAUCCCGGAUAUUGCAACUUCGUCCACAUGAAUGGCGAGCUACGUUCAGUACCAUUUUCCCGCCAGCAGAUCCCGAAGGAUGCCGAGGCGCGUAUGCGGCGACUACUCCAUGACACAAUGCCUCAAUUCGAAGACCGAGAUUUCAGUUUCGCACGGAUUUGCUGGGAUGCGGAUACAGUUGAUCGAUACUUCCUCAUUGAUCGCCACCCGGAUCUAGAGAACUUAGUUGUAGCUGUUGGAGGUUCUGGGCAUGGUUUCAUGACCAAUCCGGCUGUUGGAAUGCUGGUCGCAGACACCGUACAAGGCAAGGUUGAGCAGAGACUACAAAAGAUGAUGAGAUGGCGGCCGGAGCUUAGUGUUAAUAGAGAUUGGUGGGACACGCAGGAUCGAUAUGGAGCGGAUGGCAAGGUGAUGGAUUUUCAAAAGUCCAAUGGUGUCUGA